Oncorhynchus masou masou (cherry salmon) is the source of this 4862-nucleotide messenger RNA. RefSeq names its product thyroid receptor-interacting protein 6-like. Gene Ontology annotation, biological process: signal transduction; positive regulation of non-canonical NF-kappaB signal transduction. NCBI's taxonomy places the organism in Eukaryota, Metazoa, Chordata, Actinopteri, Salmoniformes, Salmonidae. The record is from RefSeq and is a predicted model, not a curated record. Bases 523 to 2238 code for a protein of 571 amino acids. The transcript is spliced from 10 exons. Gene Ontology annotation, cellular component: cytoplasm; stress fiber; focal adhesion.
AGACGAAAAAAAUAAGUAGCUAACUGUAAAGAGCUACUUUUAUUCUACACCGAAUAACGCAAAGAUUAAUUUCGCGUGCUUGUGUUAAAGUGUAGGCUAUCCUUCAUGUGUAGCCCAAACAAACAACUAAACAAACAUGUCAUUACGGUAAUUGUUGUAAUUGACCUGCAUUAUAUCGCAAAUAGACUUCAGUGUAACUGACCAAUUUGAUAUCCCUAGCUAGGCGACAUUGACGCUGUAGCAAGCAAAAUUGGAUUAAAACUGAAAAAGUGAAUCAUUUUAUAGACAUAAUUAGUUAGCCUACCAACUAGCGUACACAUGUUCUUUGCCUCAGCGUAAUUUGACAAAGCAAUAGUUUCUACAUUUGAUCGUGUAUAAAGUUGCGGUGCAAGUAGGCUAUAAGAUGUAACAUUGUUUGUACGUGAUCUUGCCUCCUUGUCGCUUCACUGAAAUAUCUUUCGUUUGUAAAUGAGUAUGAAGACGAGGAGACCGAAUGCUUUGGGAUUUUAAGAGAACCCUGACAUGUCUGGUCCUACCUGGCCGCCUCCAAAGACUCUGGGUAGCCCAGUGAGACCGGUCCCUCGACUGUCCCAAUCUGGACCAGCCGUGUACAGACAGCUGCCCAUGAAGGUUUCCUCAGACACCCGGCCCAAGUAUGUGGUCCAUGACCAGAACAGAGGAGGAGGCGGAAUGGCCGCUAGGUACUUGGCUACAAGAUCCACAGCUGGGCCCAUGCAGCACCACCACCAAGAGGACCCAGGGUUUCACCCUAAAUCUAUUGACCACUACUACCAACCACCUCCCCACCGGCUCAAAGAAGACCAAUCCUUGAACCCUCACAUGGACCGCUACCAGCUGAUGCACCACUCCAACAUCGAUGCAGAGAUUGACUCGCUCACCUGCAUGCUAGCCGAUCUGGACAGCCAUCCACAAAACAGCGCACAGCUGUACGACAACGUGCCUUACGACAAACACAUCUCAGGGGACUGCUACAAACCCUCAGCCCAGCUAGGAGAACCCUCUCAGGGUAGGCAGUCCAUGGGAUUCUCCCCUCACCCCCAAUCCCAGUCCCAGUACCCUCCUGCACACCCAUACCCCAGUGAUCCCCACCAGGGUCUCCAGUACUUCCCUCAGGCAGACUACACCGUCGCCCAGGUAUCCAAACGCUACCCCCAGCCUGUCCCUGCCCCCUACACUACCGCCUCCACUCCUACUGGCCCGAGGUUUAGUGUCCAGGUCAAAACAGCCCAGCCUGUCACCAACUCCCAGACUGGUAGGCAAGCCGAACAGGCUUACACCCCUCCCCCACACCGCCAGCACGCGUUGUGGCCCCCAUCCCAGAAUCAGACGGGCCCCCUGGGCUGGUACCCUCCACAACCCGAUUCCCAAGCCCAGGAGCUGCACUCUGAGAAGGGUUACAAGGGGAGUGAUGCAGGGUCUGGAGGGAGAGCUACCCAGUGCCCCAUGUCCAAUAGAGGCCCAGAGACUCACCAAUCAGGGUCAGGCUCGGCACCAAGCUCCGCCUAUCAGCCUAGUAAGCAGGGGACAGCAGCUCUGAGGCCAGAGGAGGAGUUGGACCAGCUCACUAAGGAGUUGGUGUAUGACAUGAAUCAUCCCCCUACAGAAGAAUACUUUGGUCGCUGUGCACGUUGCGGUGACAACGUCCUUGGCGACGGCAGUGGUUGUAUUGCCAUGGAUCAGGUGUUCCACGUGGAGUGUUUCACUUGCAUCACCUGCCACACUCGUCUCCGGGGGCAACCGUUCUAUGCCCUGGACAAGCAGAGCUACUGCGAGAGCUGUUACAUUAGUACCCUAGAGCGCUGCUCCAAGUGCUCCAAGCCCAUCCUGGACCGUAUCCUACGGGCCAUGGGCAAUGCCUACCACCCGCGCUGCUUCAACUGUGUUGUGUGUGGCUGCUGCCUGGAUGGUGUGCCCUUCACCGUGGACGCCACCUACCAGAUCCACUGUAUAGAUGACUUCCACAGGAAGUUUGCCCCUCGCUGCUCAGUGUGUGGCCAGGCCAUCAUGCCCGAGCCUGGCCAAGAGGAGACGGUCAGGAUAGUGGCGCUGGACCGCAGCUUCCACGUCAACUGCUAUGUGUGUGAGGAGUGUGGUCUGCUCCUGUCGUCUGAGGGUGAGGGGCGAGGCUGUUACCCCUUGGACGGUCACAUCCUGUGUAAGGGCUGCAGCGCCCGGCGCAUCCAGGACCUCUCCGCUAAAAUAUCCACUGACUGCUAACCAACUAAGGAAAAUCACAUCUUACCUUUUUAACCUAUGACCCCCUCAACCCUUUCAUUACUUUCACCUGCUUUACGUAGAAGUUGCCGUAAGGACCAGAUCUGGAAUCAGUUCUACCCUUCUUUGACUCAUAAUCUUAACCACAAGGGGGAAAUGUUAACCUGACUUGAGAUCAGUGUCGAAGGGCAUCUUCAGCCCCCUUCACUUUAAUCCUCUCAGCCUUUCUUUAUACUUCAGAUGCCCAAAGCUGAGGAAUCAGUAGUAGUUGGCCUACUAUUGAACCUCAAUCUGACAGUCUUCAAUAUGAAGUCAUUAUUUAAUUUCCCUUGACCAGGUUUAUUUGUACAGGUUCAAGACAGGGUAUUGAAACAUGGCUUGACAAUAAGUUCGACCCCUAUCCCCUUCCGUAUCCUCUGCUUUACACUAUCACCUAUCCUCUACAUUCUCUACCCCUACUCCCUUUCCACCACACCCUAUCCCCUACCCCUCAGUCCCAUAGCAGUACUGUAUAGAGCCCCUGACCUGCAGGCAGCAGGGGCUGCACUACCCCAAACCCUUCAUUCCACCAUUGCUCAUCUCACACACUAUCCUGCAUGUUGCACACUAGAGCUGUUUGAAUACUCAUACUAACCAUACUAUUUGUGAUGUGAAUUGUCUAUAUACUAUGCUUAUUGGUCAUAGUAUGGAAAUAGUUAGUAUGCCAAACGUUCCUGUAUAUCUUACUAAAUGGUUUCUUGCACCAAAAUAAGAAGUAAUCCAGUAAUCGAAAGGUUGCUGGAUUGAAUCCCCGAGCUGACAAUGUAAAAAUCUAUCUUUCUGCCCCUGAACAAGGCAGGUAACCCAUUGUUCCUCUGUAGGCGGUCAUUGCAAAUAAGAAUUUGUUCUUAUCUAACUUGCCUAGUUAAAUAAAAGUCAUUACAGCAGUAUAUUCAGGCGGUAUGUUAGCUAGGCUACUUAUACAUUCGUUGCCUACUUAUACAUCAAACUUGCCAGUAUCUUAUCUAUAGGCUAUCUAACUACCCAACGUUUAUUGACUUGCUUAUUCCCGUCAUUCUUAGUUUAGCUAAAUGGCAUAGUCGUUGGACAUUCGGAUGCUUUCUUAAAUUCUCGUCUGUGUACCAGAGCGCAGGAUAAUUCAUUUACAAGCGCUCAACACCUGUUGAAUAUGGCCGGUGUCAGUAAACGUCGGCAAAAAAACGUACUUAAAUUGUUGCCAGCAGCACAGUUAGUCACUAACGCUCUGGAAUACAUGAACACUGCAUAAUCAGAUCUGCUAGGGCGAGUAAAUGGUCAGUGGUUUCAUUUGUCUGGAUGUAGCCAAUGUUAGCUUGGGGUCAGAAGGCUGAAAUAAACUUUACUCCUCGUCCAGAGCGUCCAGUGUGCGCUCAGAGAGCGGAAUGCUCUGAAUUUACAAGCGCAGUCUGGCACUCCAGAUUGAGUUUAAGAACACACCCGAAGUCGUAAAACGUCUUAUCUAGUAAUUUAUGCAAACUAGCUAGUAAGAGGUUGUAUAUUAACAUUCACAACUUCCGGUAGACAGGCGAAGCGCUAGUACCUUCAACUGUAAGGAUCCCAUUUCGUUCACAGUAUACUGACAUGAACUAAUCGUUUGUAGUACUCAUUAUGUACUAUACAGUAUGUUAGUAUGGGUAUUUCCAACACAGAUCAUGUCUCACACACACGAUCCUGCAUAUGUUGCACACUGUCUCACACACUAUCCUACCAGACACAGGUGGGACAUGAAAGGAGCUCUAUGGAAAAUAAUGAUUGAUAUAUAUUGACGAUGUGGUGGAUGAUAACAUGAACAUUAGGUGAUAUUGAGGAAGAGGAUAAUGAGGAAUACAAUGUCUUCCUUGCUGUUGGGUAACAGUCCAGAUAAUGGAACAUGUAUUUUUUUAUACCACUAAAGUUAAUAACCGUGCUGAUCUGCCUCAUAAGCAAAGUACACACAUGCAAAGUAUUUCUGUGACUGAGUUUAUAUUGCAGGUGGUUUUGGUUGUGGAGUGAAUGUGUUUGGAGACCUUUCAUUGGAGACCAAGUGGGUGUAGUCAGUGUGUUGUGCAGUGAAUAAGAGUUUUUAGAAAGUAGACGGAAAGAAAGAUUGGUUAGAGAGAACAUGAUCAGUAAAGUCGAUCCUUUGAUCUCAUUGGAUGUUAAUAACGUAUUUUUUAAAUUUAAAUGCAACCUUUUUUUAAACUAGGCAAAUCCGUUAAGAACAAAUUCUUAUUUACAAUGACUGCCUACCCCAGCCAAACCGGACAACGCUGGGCCUAUGGGACUCCCAAUCAUGGCCGGAUGUGAUAGACUGGAAUCAAACCAGGGACUGUAGUGAUGCCUCAUGCAGUGCCUUAGACCGCUGCGCCACUCGGGAGCCCUUAUGCACUGUAGCCCGUCAUGUAAUGGUAUUUGGCACCACAUGACAGAACAUAACAUCAAUAUUGUAUUCCCCAGGACAGCGUUUUGUAGAAUGAUAAUGGUACUGCAUUUCAGAGAAUGUUACUUGUAUACCAGUCCAAACCCCCUCUUUUAAAAUGUGAAUGUGCUUUUCAAAUGUUUUUCCUUUUUAAAUAUUUGGGUUGAUUUGAUAUGUUACAAUGAAGAUGAAUAAGGUGCAAUGAAGUAUG